Rhipicephalus sanguineus (brown dog tick) is the source of this 1572-nucleotide messenger RNA. Its product is annotated as POC1 centriolar protein homolog A. The transcript has 13 exons. Gene Ontology annotation, molecular function: protein binding. Lineage: Eukaryota; Metazoa; Arthropoda; Arachnida; Ixodida; Ixodidae. The record is from RefSeq and is a predicted model, not a curated record. The coding region runs from base 51 to 1310 and encodes 419 amino acids.
AACUCAAAGCAGAUCGCCCUGCGAUUUCGACCAGUAAAGCUUUCGUAGUCAUGGAGCCAGCGCUUAAACGAGAGCUGAAGGGCCUCAAGGGACGUAUCACCGGCAUUCACUUCAGUCCGGAUGACAAACAAAUGGCGGCCAGUUCAGCCGACCAUUCGGUCAUGAUGUGGCACCUCAGCGAGGAGAAGCGGGCACUACGAUUCACUGGUCACACGGGUGAAGUGUAUGGCGUCAGAUUUGCACCCUCGGGAAACCUCCUGGCAUCUGCAUCACGUGACUGCACUGUACGCCUCUGGUUCAUAAAUAGGAAGGACGAAAGUCAAGUGUUGCGGGCACACACUGCGGCCGUGCGUUCUCUGGACUUCUCUCCCGACGGCCAAUCACUGGCCACUGCCUCGGAUGACAUGACCGUCAAGGUGUGGUCGGUGCAGCGUCAGAACCUGCAACAAACUAUCACCGUGCACAGCAACUGGGUCCACUCUGUGAGGUACUCCCCAGAUGGCCGUCUUUUGGCAACAUGCAGUGAUGACAAGACCCUGUGCAUCUGGGACACAGUGUCCAAAACCAGCGCGCACUGUUUUGCAGACAACAAAAAGCAGCUGCGUUGUGCAGAGUUUCACCCAGAUGGUGUCACAGUGGCUGUCGCUGGAAGGGACAGCGCUGUUCGUGUGUAUGACGUACGCAACAAGCGCCUCUUGCAGGAGUACAACGCUCAUGAGGGCAUGGUGAACUCGAUGCACUUCCAUCCGUCGGGUGACUACCUGGUGACUGGUGCGAGCGACUCCCUCACCAGGGUCUUUGAUGUGCUCAAGGGCCGGCUGCUGUACACACUAGUCACACACAUGAAACCGGUGCAUGCUGUUUGCUUCUCACACAGCGGAAACCAUUUUGCCACAGGAGGGGACGAUUGCCAGGUGUUCCUGUGGAAGAGCUGUGAUACUGAAAUCGCAACGGCAGAGCAGUCCGGCAAUGCUGAUGCUGGCACACGGAGCUGCAGUAAUGGCGAACCGGCAACCACGACACCAUCCACCAAGCCGGUGGCUGUAGUGCACUCUGUGGCACAAGUUUCUUCUCUGAAUCAGGCCUCCAAUGACCAUACGCAACAAGUGACUCCUGCCAGUGGAUCCAACUUGGAAGCCAAGCUUGACCGAGCAAUCAGUCAAAUCAGCGCUCGAUUAGAUCAACUCAGCCAGAUCGUGUCCACUUUGAGCUCGAAAGUGUCGGCACUUGAGUCAGUUGUGAUGGAGCAACGAAGCACUGAGCCCAAGUCAUGUCAGCCAGAGCACAAUGGCACCACCUGUGACAAUUGAGAUCUGUCGUCCGUCCAUCAUCAUCCUCGUUUUAGUGGUUUUUUACAACAAGUUGUCUUGAUUAACCAGUGACUACAGUGUACUUCAGUUUUUAGCAGGCGACUGCAUAUCUUCCAGUUCGUCACCAGUGGCAUGUUGUCAGAAAAUACCAAGUGUUUUUAAUAAAUUUUUAUCAGAUUUUAAAAGUUAUUUUUGGGUGCUUUGUGUUCAUUUUACUUUUCAUAAAUGAUUUUCGGCUGUAGGCAACAAAGCGAACAUUUUU